CCGGACCCUGUCUCCCCCUGCCCCAGUCUCUUCCGGACUUGGGCUCUGUUUUGUUAAUUACAUAGCAGAAUUCUACUGUUCUCGAAGCACAAUUUUUGCGCUGCUCUCUUCUUGUUUAAAAUCUAACUAUGGAAUUAUGGGUCUAUAAUAUAUUGAACGUCCUAAUUUUUAGUAUCCCGGUAUUUAUUUUUCAUUACUGCUCAGGUUUAGCUUCGCCAUGCGGCGCGUGCAACAGCGGCUCAGAGAAGACUGGAGUGGAGUUCGAGGCGUUGGCCCAGAACUGCAGUAGAAAACUUGCAAUCAGAAUGUCACACAAUCCUCGUCUCUCCAAGAUCGACGUGGAUGCUUUCAAAGACGUUGGGAUUUGCUCGCUGGACUUGAGCUACAACGUGCUGUCGUCUCUGGAUGAGAAGCUCACGCACUGGGAGUCGCUCGACGCGGCAGACCUACAGGGUAACCCCUGGGACUGUACCUGCCCCCUGCAGUGGGUCCUAGACAGGCUGGUGCCCCACCUUUACAGAACGAGGCAGGACCUCCUUUACGAGUUGAGGUGCGACGUACCCAUCCAAUUUCGGAACAAACGGCUGGUUCACUUCUACAAGUGGAAGAAGGCGGCCUUUUGUAGCCAGACGGAGCAAUUACGGGCUGUCCCUGAAUCAGACAACGUAGAAGUGACUUUCGGCCUAUCAGACGCCAUGAUCUACGUCACGGCAGGACUGACGACGCUCGUCGCCAUUAUGGUGGUAGCAGGCAUUGUCCUGCAGAGACGUUUCGACAGCAGACGCAGAGCGCGGAACAGGAGGAUGUGAUGGACACCGAGUCCACGUGGCGCCAUCUCCGUUCCAUUAACAGACGUACUGACGUAACUCACUUGCGCCAGGUUUUCUUCGUGAGCUCCAAGUCUUUUUCAGAUGUUUUAAUAAUUUCUUUCUCGAGUUGUCGACGCUUAUUCAGACGUUGAAACAAUUCGCUGGUACAAGCUUUAAAAAUAAAUUUAUCAGAUUUGGAAGUUUCAUUCCAAAUGACUGAAUGAAACGUAGUUUUGUCGGUUUCCGUCGUGUCAGUACGGCAGGAAUAAACAAGGUCACGGACACUGUCUCUAUUUAUUCUAUCAGAAAUUGAUAUACUCCGUUAUCGGACAAAGCCGUGUAACUUGUGCAGAAAUUUUCCAACGAAAAGUUCACCUCAAUCUCUGAUGACAGACGAAUUCUCUUAUUUUCUGUAAGUCUUUUAAAUCCCUGAUUAAAUAACUUUCGACAAA
Zootermopsis nevadensis is the source of this 1261-nucleotide messenger RNA. The record is from RefSeq and is a predicted model, not a curated record. NCBI's taxonomy places the organism in Eukaryota, Metazoa, Arthropoda, Insecta, Blattodea, Termopsidae.